AUGGAUGGUGAUGGGGAUUGUACCGAUGAACAAAGUGUUGUUAAUGUGGUUCAAGGUGCUGCACUAUCCGUUCUUGAUUGCAUUGGUAUGAUAGAUGAGACUCAUGUUGAUGCAAUGCUUCCUAUUAAUCUUGUUGCACGAUUUCGAGGCCGCAAAGGUGUUACACAGAACGUGCUUGCAGCUUGCACCCCAGAUAAAUUAUUCACAUAUGUCUUAGCAGGUUGGGAGGGGUCUGCAAAUGAUUUUAGGAUUCUCCAGGAUGCAUUAUCUAGACCACAACCACAUGGAUUGAAAGUCUAUGAUGGUUUCAUAUCUCUAUACCGUGGUGUUCGAUAUCAUUUGAAAGAACAUUCGGGUAAAACACCUAAGAAUAGAAUGGAAUUAUUCAAUUUAAGACAUUCUUCUUUGAGGUCUAAGAUUGAAUCUGCAUUUGGCACAUUGAAGAAUCGUUUUAAGAUUUUGUGUGCUAAGCCGCAUUAUCCAUUUCCUACACAAGUAGAUAUCGUAUUGGCAUGCACGAUACUUCAUAAUUUCAUCGCAACUGUUGACCCAAGCGAUGAACUACUCAGCGAGUCCGAAAUUGAUGAAGAUAUUAAUGGUGAGGUGACAAAUGAGAAUGAUAAUAAUUUAGUUAAUUUUACUCAGACUCAAACCCAAAGAGAAAAAACUGAAUCAAGAAAUGAGUGGAAGACUCUUAGAGAUAACAUCGCUUGGGCGAUGUGGGUGGACUAUUGUGAUAAGUAUAAUCAUAGUGUAACUACUGAGACUUAA
Molecule: messenger RNA, 771 nt
Organism: Asparagus officinalis (garden asparagus)
Lineage: Eukaryota; Viridiplantae; Streptophyta; Magnoliopsida; Asparagales; Asparagaceae
Exons: 3
Coding region: 1-771 (256 amino acids)
Source: RefSeq, a predicted model, not a curated record